GCGUCAACUGCAUAUCUCGUGUUCUUGUGCAAGCUGAGGUGCAGCAGGCAAAAGGAGAUAAAUAAAAACAUUGAAAAUGGCUAUGAUAGGGAGGUUUCCGAUCAUAAGAACCCUCGAGUAUCUCGAGAAGGGUGACAUCGUUUUUAAAAGCAGGGUGAAGAUCAUGUCGGUGAAUUACAACACAAUAGGAGAGCUCAGCGACGGCGCAAGGAAGUUUGUGCUCUUCAAAAUUCCCCAGAUUCAGUUUAAAAACCCGUGGGUCCAAAUAGUGAUGUUCAGAAACAUGACACCGUCGCCUUUCUUAAGGUUCUUCCUGGAUGAGGGAGAACAAGUGUUGGUGGAUGUGGAGGGGAAGGACUACAAGCAAAUCGCACAGCAUGUUAAGAAGAUUUUGGGCAAACCAGAACACGUCUUACAAGAAGAGGCUCAGGCCAAGUUGCAGACCUCCAAUCCAGCCAACUUUGGCAUAAAGAAGUACUGUUUGAGGGAGUGCAUCUGCGAGGUGGAAGGCCAGGUGCCGUGUCCUGGGACUGUACCGCUGCCAAAAGAGAUGACGGGCAAAUAUCGGGCCAAGAUGGCCGAGUCACAGGAGGAUUAAGUGGUUGACUUUAGUUGUCUCGUUGGACAAUAUCUUGGCUGUUUUAUCUUGGGUUUUUAAGGAUGUUAAUGGACAGACUGGCACUUGACCAAACACAGCAAGAACCCACCAAGACAUGACCUGUCUGUGCUGAUGUUCAUACAUACUUUUGAUUUCCUGGAUGCCGUUAAUAUUAAACUAAAACCCAUGUUUGUUGACGUGUCGCCACUGAAAACCCAUGGGAUCUAAAAACAAUCACACUUCA
Austrofundulus limnaeus is the source of this 842-nucleotide messenger RNA. RefSeq names its product mitochondrial ribosomal protein S25 (gene mrps25). Gene Ontology annotation, cellular component: mitochondrion. The record is from RefSeq and is a predicted model, not a curated record. Gene Ontology annotation, molecular function: structural constituent of ribosome. The transcript has 4 exons. Lineage: Eukaryota; Metazoa; Chordata; Actinopteri; Cyprinodontiformes; Rivulidae. The coding region runs from base 77 to 598 and encodes 173 amino acids.